CUGUGUACACGCGUUGUCGUCUACGCAGGUACAAACAUUCCGUAUUUAUCUGUUUGUAGACUGACAUUCCACUUGAGUUAUGUUCAUUCAUUAUUGAUUGCAAACAAUUUUCCAUAGUUGGUGAUACGCGAUAAAUCCGGAUGAUCGGAUGAUAUUCAUACGACGAAUCUCACGGGAUUGAUCGGAUAUCAACGGGGAUUAUAAAUCAAGUGUAAUGAUUGGUGUAUGUGUGUAGUUUUUUACAGUGUUCAUUCGUCUUACCUCUUCGAUAUUUAUUACGCCCGUGGGUGUGUCCCGUGCAGUGAAUCUAUAAAUACGUAAAUGGAAAGGGCCGCUACCUUAGCCCUUCGCUGUUCUAGCUAAUCAAUAAACAACUAGCCCUUUAUCCUUGGGUUUAUGAGGGCAUUGUAUCAACGUUUUUUUCUUCUUCGCUCUGUACACUGCAUUUAACAUUGGUGGAAUUAAUUAUUUGCCUUUUUAUCAUGAAAAAAUCGAGAUCGAUUGAUUGAGCCGAGAAAUUGUCGACUGGAAAGGCAGUGGAAAGAAGAAACUGUGAUCAAUAAUGUGGUGUAUAUGUGUGGGGAGUAUGUGUGGGUGGUUGACUAUGUGAAAUAAUACAAGAAUAUGGAGGAAAGCACGUACUCCCAUGCUACCAACAACCUCACCUGAGCAACGAUCUCCACCACUUGAUACGCGAAUAUCCAAUGACCGAACGAAAUGAGAAGAGAGCGUUACGAAAUAUUGUUUAAUAGAACUUGAAGAACAUCAGAGUGCAGUAUUAUUUCCAUUUAUCAACGUGAAUUCUCGUGCGACAUGAGUGACAAUAGAGAGGCCGUGAUCGAUACCGGGAGAAUGACACUGCCAAGCGAGGGAAAUCGAUAGCUCAGUUUAUUUUCGGCGGUGAAUGCUCGCUCAUCUUCCACCGUUCUACAUAAUAAAACAAAACACUAGUAUACGGUUGGAUUGUAACGUUAGUGUAUAAUCCUCCCGGAAGAUAUAAGGUGGAAAGCCUCGGAGACGUUUCAAACGAGUUGGGUCUUAUUUUUAGCGGUUGAUCUUGGAGGAGUUGCAAAAACCGGUUCUCCAUCGUCCUGAGGAAGAGAUGUGAUGAGAAGUGAGAGGAUUGUAAGAGAAAUCUUUGCAGGGAUACUACGAGAUUCCAAAAAGAUUCACCGAAUGUUAUUGAACAUUAGGAUUAAUUAUUUGGACUGAUGGAGGCUAUAAAAAUUAGUGGAUUUUUUGAGAUCCGUUGAGUGAGGGCAUUUCAGUUAAUUUUCUGUGCUAAUAAUCGUCGGUUGUAUUAUUAAUUGACGACAAAUUCAAUAUUGCGAAGUUGAGUAUGUGGUGAAAUAUGAUAACGAAGGAAUUUUUAUGAUGAAUUUUAAUUUCUCUUGAGACUGUGAUUUCACGGAAAGCAAUGGCAACUAUGAUAAUCAAAGUCUAACGGAACUCGAUGAGAAAUACUUGACGGCAAUUCGACUAGACUUACUGGUGAGGAGAAAGUUGUCUGUUCCUAUCGCGUUUGGAUAGAGUAGCUCAGCAACGUAACUAUAUCUACUCGACAGCACUUGGGAAUCCUCUGUUUAUGUUGCUGAUAGUACCUGUGACAGCAAUUAUCGGAGAUUGUGCUUGAGGAAGACGUCAAUUACGGAAGAAAACGGCAUGAAGUAUGGCGGAUAUGAGUCGUCAAGGUGUACGGGGUAUUGUCGGGACGGAGGUGGAUUCACGAAGAGGAGAGCAACGUGCACUUGCAGCACGGGGUGCUACCGGCGCUCUUGUGCUUGGGAUCAUUGCUGUUGUGCUUCAGGCCGCUGCAACUGCAACACCCGCGUGGGGAUACUUCACAAAUCCUGACGCUGGAACUGCUGCAGAAAAAGGAUAUUUUGGACCUUGGAGGGUUUGCAAGUUACUGUUGUACAACCGAGAGAGAUGCGGUCAGAACUUCUCGCGGUUUCAACCAGUGUUAGCAGUAUGGAUCGCAGGAUUAGUAGCAGUGGGAGCCACCUGCUCCUUAGCCAUACUCGUGGGCCUAGCUGUUCUACAAUUAGCAAUGGCCUCCUCAGCGAAACGCGUCGUCAUUCCUUACAGUUCAGCGGUCAUCGGCAAAGUGGUUCUUGCAACACUAGCCACUUGCCUCUCGAUCGUUGCUGCCAGUCUAUUCGCCCUCCAGACGGACGAUCGAGCCAACAGUUUUGUUGUAACGAGAGGUGAAGCCUUUUAUAUGCAGCUAGGAGCCAUCGCCCUGAAUUUGGGGGUUCUGGUGUCGUCGAUUUAUGAGAGUAUAUACGCUCGACGAGGCGGGGACCCAACGAAAUUGAGGGACAUCCCUGAUAUGAGAUCAACUACCAUUAAUAAUCCAGGCUAUCGAGAGCACCCGCCUACGAAUGGUGGAAGUAUAUCAAUGACUGAUGCCAGUGGAAAACCUUACGGACCAGGAGCUGGUAACGGUUCGAUGGCGUCCGUAACAACAUCCGCAAGCGUAGGAAGUACAACAUCACCUCUAAGAAGUUCACUUAAGAAGCCAAAACCCCUUGGAAUCCAGAAUCCUGGAUUUUCAGCGCACAGUCCUACACUGACGAGGAAUGGGUCACAAAAGAAAGUUCGAAUUCAAACCCACUCGACAGAAGUUUAAAAUAUACUAUAGCGUAGAAUUUUAUCGUAUUGCAGAAACGAAACUAAUCAAAAUCGCGUUGUGAUAGUGGAGAUGGUUGAAUACGUAGUAUAACAUUAUUUCUAUGAUGGAAUUAGUGCAGCGAAUACUCGUGUUCUGUGCUCCGACCUGAAUACGUGUGGAGUUGAUGAUAUUUGUAAUUUUUUAUCAUUACAAAUUGUGUCGAAUCCGUCCAUAGUCCUAAGCAGGCAGCUAUAUGAUAUCAUAAUUUGGUCGUCAGACGACUCGAUAAAGAAGAGUUAUAUGAAUAUAAAUAUAUAUAUAUUUUUUGUUGGAAGUCUUUUAAUAUAUACACAUAUCAAAUUA
Diachasmimorpha longicaudata is the source of this 2977-nucleotide messenger RNA. RefSeq lists its product as uncharacterized. NCBI's taxonomy places the organism in Eukaryota, Metazoa, Arthropoda, Insecta, Hymenoptera, Braconidae. The transcript is spliced from 6 exons. The record is from RefSeq and is a predicted model, not a curated record. Bases 1670 to 2632 code for a protein of 320 amino acids.